AUGAAGCCACAACAUCUAGUUACUCCUGUCAUUCUCCUAGUCAUCGGCAGCCAACUUCAUGUCGGUGGUGCUGCUGAAUCGGCUUGUCAAAAGUACAAGGAUGAUCCUUGUGCUGAUAUCAUUUGUGCUUAUGAGACGUGGGUUAAAACGAGCUUUAAUGUGAAUGAUAAGCUCAAACUGAGUAAGGAUCUCAUCAUGCAUCUUGUAUUGUAUCAAUUCUAA
Molecule: messenger RNA, 222 nt
Organism: Lichtheimia ornata
Lineage: Eukaryota; Fungi; Mucoromycota; Mucoromycetes; Mucorales; Lichtheimiaceae
Exons: 1
Coding region: 1-222 (73 amino acids)
Source: RefSeq, a predicted model, not a curated record